Molecule: messenger RNA, 3552 nt
Organism: Sesamum indicum (sesame)
Lineage: Eukaryota; Viridiplantae; Streptophyta; Magnoliopsida; Lamiales; Pedaliaceae
Product: plasma membrane ATPase 3
Biological process (GO): proton export across plasma membrane
Cellular component (GO): membrane
Molecular function (GO): ATP binding; P-type proton-exporting transporter activity; ATP hydrolysis activity
Source: RefSeq, a predicted model, not a curated record
UCCCAAAGUGUGUGUGUGUAUAUAUAUAUCUUAAAUUUACAUAAAUUAAAAAAAAUAUGGGAAAUGCAAAAGGUUGUGCACUGCUGUAACUGUUACCACUCUUUGUAGAUUUGGUGUUGUUGGGUAGGCCUCAUUUUUGUCUUCAAAUCCAAGUUCUCAUGCUGCAAAAAAUUGUGUUCUUUUUUAACUGGGCUGCCUUUGAUUUCUUCCCAACUGCACAAAAUUCUGCUGCUUCAACAGCCUCUGCCCAUGGUGGUUCUUGAAUAAGCUUCAAUUCAAGAACUUGUGUUUCUUUUUUGGAGAGAUAGAGAAAGAGUUCACUGAUUUUUAAGAUGGGGGAGAAACCUGAAGUGCUGGAUGCUGUGUUGAAGGAGACUGUGGAUUUGGAGAACAUACCCAUUGAGGAAGUGUUUGAGAAUCUGAGAUGUACCAGAGAGGGGCUUACAACUGCGGCUGCUCAAGAGAGAUUAGCCAUUUUUGGGCACAACAAGCUGGAGGAGAAGAAGGAGAGCAAAUUCUUGAAGUUUUUGGGGUUUAUGUGGAAUCCUCUGUCAUGGGUUAUGGAAGCAGCGGCCAUCAUGGCAAUUGCUCUUGCUAAUGGAGGAGGAAAGCCUCCGGAUUGGCAGGACUUUGUGGGUAUCAUCACCCUGCUUGUUAUAAACUCAACAAUUAGUUUUAUUGAGGAGAAUAAUGCUGGCAACGCAGCAGCUGCUCUCAUGGCCCGUCUUGCACCAAAAGCAAAAGUUCUUAGAGAUGGAAGAUGGAGCGAGGAAGAGGCUUCAAUUUUAGUGCCAGGAGACAUUAUCAGUAUUAAGCUUGGAGAUAUAAUUCCUGCAGAUGCUCGUCUGCUGGAGGGUGAUCCACUGAAAAUCGAUCAGUCAGCUUUGACGGGUGAGUCCCUUCCAGUGACGAAGGGGCCAGGCGAUGGCAUCUACUCUGGUUCCACCUGCAAACAGGGAGAGAUUGAGGCUGUUGUCAUUGCCACUGGGGUUCACACCUUCUUCGGAAAGGCUGCUCACCUUGUCGAUAGUACGAAUCAAGUGGGCCACUUUCAAAAGGUUUUGACUGCUAUUGGAAACUUUUGUAUUUGCUCUAUUGCCGUGGGGAUGGUUAUAGAGAUAAUUGUGAUGUACCCAAUUCAACACCGGGAAUAUCGUCCCGGCAUUGACAAUCUUCUUGUUCUUCUCAUUGGAGGAAUCCCAAUUGCCAUGCCAACUGUUCUUUCAGUUACAAUGGCUAUUGGUUCUCAUCGUUUGGCUCAACAGGGAGCUAUUACAAAGAGAAUGACUGCUAUAGAAGAGAUGGCAGGCAUGGACGUGCUUUGCAGUGAUAAAACGGGGACUUUGACACUGAACAAGCUUACUGUUGAUAAGAAUCUUAUUGAGGUUUUUGCCAAAGGCGUCGACACAGACACUGUUGUUCUGAUGGCAGCUCGAGCCUCUCGAACAGAAAACCAGGAUGCCAUAGAUGCUGCUAUAGUUGGGAUGCUGGCUGAUCCAAAGGAGGCACGUGCUGGCAUUCGAGAAGUACAUUUCCUUCCUUUUAACCCAACUGACAAACGAACAGCAUUGACUUAUAUCGAUAGUGAAGGAAAAAUGCACAGGGUCAGCAAAGGUGCACCCGAGCAGAUUCUAAACCUUGCACACAAUAAGUCGGACAUAGAGCGCCGGGUUCACGCAGUGAUUGAUAAGUUUGCCGAACGAGGUUUAAGAUCGCUUGCCGUGGCAUAUCAGGAAGUUCCAGAAGGAACGAAAGAAAGUUCUGGAGGCCCAUGGCAGUUCAUUGGCCUCAUGCCUCUCUUUGAUCCACCCAGACAUGACAGUGCAGAAACUAUAAGAAGGGCACUUAAUCUUGGAGUAAAUGUCAAAAUGAUAACUGGGGAUCAGCUUGCGAUAGGAAAGGAAACAGGACGAAGGUUAGGAAUGGGAACAAACAUGUAUCCUUCGUCAGCUUUGCUGGGACAGAAUAAGGAUGAAUCAAUUGCAGCUCUACCAAUCGAUGAGCUCAUAGAGAAAGCUGAUGGUUUUGCUGGUGUCUUCCCUGAGCACAAAUAUGAAAUCGUAAAGCGUCUGCAAGCUAGGAAACACAUAUGUGGAAUGACUGGAGAUGGAGUAAAUGACGCUCCUGCUCUGAAGAAAGCUGAUAUUGGAAUUGCUGUUGCUGAUGCAACUGAUGCAGCUCGUAGUGCUUCUGACAUUGUCCUAACUGAACCUGGCCUCAGUGUCAUCAUUAGUGCUGUUUUAACCAGUCGAGCCAUCUUCCAACGGAUGAAAAAUUACACUAUUUAUGCUGUUUCUAUUACAAUUCGUAUUGUGCUUGGUUUCAUGCUGUUAGCGCUGAUAUGGAAAUUUGACUUCCCGCCUUUUAUGGUCCUUAUCAUUGCAAUACUCAAUGAUGGUACCAUCAUGACCAUAUCAAAAGAUAGAGUGAAACCAUCUCCUCUGCCUGACAGCUGGAAGCUUGCUGAAAUUUUUGCGACUGGAGUUGUUCUUGGUGGUUACUUGGCAAUGAUGACAGUCAUAUUCUUCUGGGCAGCAUACAAAACCGAUUUCUUUCCUCGUGUAUUCGGGGUGUCCACCCUGGAGAAGACUGCCCAUGAUGACUUUAGAAAGCUUGCUUCAGCAAUAUAUCUUCAAGUGAGCACUAUCAGUCAAGCUCUAAUAUUCGUUACAAGAUCCCGGAGCUGGUCGUAUGUCGAGCGUCCCGGUCUGUUGCUGGUAGCCGCAUUUGUGAUUGCCCAACUGGUCGCUACUUUGAUUGCGGUGUAUGCAAACUGGAGCUUUGCGGCAAUUGAAGGAAUUGGUUGGGGUUGGGCUGGAGUGAUCUGGCUUUACAAUAUCAUUUUCUAUAUUCCUCUCGAUAUUAUCAAGUUCUUCAUCCGCUAUGCUCUCAGUGGGAGGGCUUGGGAUCUUGUUCUUGAGCAAAGGAUUGCUUUCACCAGGCAAAAGGAUUUCGGCAAAGAGCAGCGUGAACUUAAAUGGGCACACGCACAAAGGACUCUUCAUGGGCUGCAAGUGCCAGAUACCAAACUGUUUAACGAAACUACCAACUUCUCUGAACUCAAUCAGUUGGCCGAGGAAGCAAAGAGAAGAGCUGAAAUUGCGAGGUUAAGAGAGCUGCACACGCUGAAAGGCCACGUUGAAUCAGUCGUGAGGCUGAAGGGUCUCGACAUCGACACAAUCCAGCAAGCCUACACUGUAUGAGAAGAUGCCGUACAUUCGAUGGUCACCAGCAGUUCAACUAGCCUGGAAGUGAAGGUAUUAUCAACUUUCAGCUACGAGUUGUGCUAUGCACUGCAAGUUCAGCAUUUGCUAUGCUCUUUGCAGCUGCAGAAAGUGUAUUUUUAGAAUUAUAUACUUGUGCCAUUAGACUUUGUGUCAUUUCUUGUUGAGUUUAUGUAGACCUGUCAGCGAUUGGACAAACUUUCGUCCUUCUACUGUACAUGGAAUAACAAGUUCGUAAUUAAUUUUCUCUAAAGGCCUAUGCAUAGGCUGCGUUGUUUGGUUUUGUUUUCAUUUCAAUUCAGUUUUUAAGGGAGAUUUGCGUUUUCAA